Molecule: messenger RNA, 213 nt
Organism: Lactuca virosa
Lineage: Eukaryota; Viridiplantae; Streptophyta; Magnoliopsida; Asterales; Asteraceae
Source: the annotation of a GenBank genome assembly
AUGUACUCUUUCUGUCUCGGCUGGCUUUGGCUAGUCUUAAGUAGUAUAAUAAAAACUGCAUCUCGUCAUCAUUCGCCGGAAAAACUUGAACAAACAAAAGUCCGGCGGUUACUGAUUCCAGUAGUCAACCUGAUUCAUCGUCUCGUUUUUACAGCAGCUCAGAUUGCAGAUGAGAAGAGAGCUGGUGGAAUAAAUUCCACUAGCUCUCUCUAA